GUCAUUUCUCAUGUGCCUCACGCUUUUUCCUCACCGCUUUCAGCUCUGUGUUUGUGUGAGUGAGAGAGAGAGCGAGCCAGAGCUGAAAAGGUUUGCCAAAAGAGCUUCCAAUGGCGGCGGCGGCGGCGGCAAGGAGCGGUUUGCUAAAGCACCUGAGAGUACGCGUUCAGGCCGUGCCCCGAAACCCUAGUUACACGCUCUCCUUCAGCGUGAUACGACACCGUUUCUUCUCGGAAGAGGUUAGGGGCUCCUUCCUCGACAAAUCUGAGGUCGCAGAUCGGGUCAUCUCCGUCGUCAAGAACUUUCAGAAAGUCGAUCCUUCCAAGGUCACACCAAAUGCCAAUUUUCAGAAUGAUCUCGGGUUAGAUAGUUUAGAUGCAGUGGAGAUCGUGAUGGCACUUGAAGAAGAGUUUGGAUUUGAGAUCCCAGAUAAUGAAGCGGACAAGAUUAACUCCAUCAAUCUUGCUGUUGAAUUCAUUGCUUCCCACCCUCAAGCAAAGUAGAGGGAGACUCUGAAUUCUCCACAUAAUUUCAUAUGCUUGAUGUGAGGAAUUACCUUUUUUGAAAUGCUACUCGGUUUUAUAGCUCUUUUGAACCAACCCUGUUUAAGGGGUAUUCUUUAGGCAUGUGACAACUUCAAUCUUGUUGAAAUAAAUGUGAUGUAGUUAACUGUUUGUUUUGAAAUUCCAAGGGCUUGGAAAUUGUUAUGUAUCUGAAAUGCCUCUUGCAUGCAUUUACAUUUACCUCCAUAGAAGAUUUAAUGCUAUUGAGGUACUGUAUUCGGAA
This is a messenger RNA of Juglans regia (Persian walnut), 786 nucleotides long. Its product is annotated as acyl carrier protein 2, mitochondrial-like. The record is from RefSeq and is a predicted model, not a curated record. Gene Ontology annotation, cellular component: mitochondrion. Lineage: Eukaryota; Viridiplantae; Streptophyta; Magnoliopsida; Fagales; Juglandaceae. Gene Ontology annotation, biological process: fatty acid biosynthetic process. The transcript has 2 exons. The coding region runs from base 111 to 503 and encodes 130 amino acids. Gene Ontology annotation, molecular function: acyl carrier activity; acyl binding.